AAAGAGCUGAACUGAAAAAUAUCGCGAGUGAGUAUAUCGCAUGCGAUUUUAAGCCUGUAUUGUAAAGAAAGCAAUACUCGGGAUAGUAUGUAUUAGAACUCUGAGCAUUGGUUGGUUGUUGUUUUUACAUUUUAACCAUAUUUUCAAAUUCGAACGAAAAUGGAACUAAAUUCUGUGAAUUCCGAACAAGAGCUCUUUCUUUUAAACUGGGAAAUUGGAGAUUUGAUCAAGAAACUGCGCAAAUUCGGUAGCAAGAGAUUAGAAAUCAAUCCUCAGACGUUGAAUUCUCUGGAAAAUUUAGUCGUAACAGUUGACACUUUCCUAAAGAAUAAGAAACCCACCAACAAAUGUGAAGGUCAGGACAAUGGUAUUUUCGACAAGUUUUUCUUCUCACGUAGUGUACAUUGCAAACAAUGCAAUCAAGCGAUUAGUACCUCGAAACCAGUUUUAGUAAAACAUCUAAAGGAGCAUGUUUGCAUAACGCCAUCGCAAGUUCUUCUCCAAGCUCUUAAAGGUUUCGAUAAAGAAAAGAAAACAUCAAAACCGACUACCGAUAAAUUGACACAAACCGAGGUGAAAGCUAAAAUAGAACCGGGUAAAUUGCAAAAACUUCUAUCGACUUCGAAGAAAAAGGUAAAACCCGUACAAGUUGUUGUACCACAGAUAGAUAAUCGACCAAAAGUGGACAAAGAGUAUGUAAUUCAGGGUCGUCUCCGAGAGUAUACCGAUGGAUUAACAAGAAGAACCAAAAAGUUUCUCAACAUCGAGCCAAGGGUUUUCAUUAAGGAACGUGCCACCAAAUGUUCAGAAAUAGCCAAUUCGUCAUCAUACGAUGCAGUUUUAACGAAUCUGGAAGGAUUACUGAAAGUAGAACACCCGAACGUUAAAGGACAUCUUUUUGGAUCACGUCUUUUAGGACUCGCGGAUGACGCUAGCGAUUUGGACAUUUUUGUGGAUAUAUACUCCAACUAUGACGGGUCGGUGAAGUAUUCCAGGGGUACGCUGCAAGCUUUCAUCCUUAAGUUCGAGAAGAUACUAAAAAAAUCUGAUUCGUGGAGUAGAGUAGUCCCAAUCAUUUCGGCGCGAACACCAAUAUUGCGGGCUUGGAAUUUCAAAGAGAAAAUUAACUGUGACAUGAUGUUCACUAAUGGACUCUCUCUGAGCAAUACUGUACUGACACUAUAUUUUUUCGAUCUGCAGCCUGUUUGUUACUAUGUCACUCUUUACGUGAAGGAAUGGUCUCGGUACCUCAGAAUGGCGAAUCUGAACAGCUACACCAUGACGUUGAUGACAAUUUAUUAUUUCCAGGAGUAUAAUCUUCUCCCAUCCUUGUAUGAACUGCAGACUGAUUGCGGCGAUGGGUGUUAUAUAACACAGUGGAAAACUAAUUUCAAGAGGAAAAGUUUGGAUGAAUUGGGCAUUCCGCUCAUUCCUGAAUGCGCACUGGAAACGUACAUACUAGGGUUCUUCUCAUUUUACGGGUCUCGUUUUUGUUUCGAAACCAAUGUGGUGUGUCCAUUUUUGGGGUGGUCUCCCUUGAAGGUGGACUUCGAUCCAAAACACAAUGAUAUCCCGGUACAAAUGGAGGAUUUAAGAGCCUUCUACGACUCGCUGGAUAUGAAGAAUGCAAGUCCUUUACAUGAUCUUUUUGCUCAUAAAAAGCCUAUGGUUGUUCAAGAUCCAUUCGAACUUAACCACAAUGUCGCCAAAGGUCUGGUUUCCGUUGAUGUUAGUAAAAUAAAGCAAUAUUGUAUUUUGACUGCAGAGCUCCUAGAAGAAAACUUCAUUCAUGUUAGGUAGUCGUUUUAGCACUAACCCUCUUGUAUUAGUAGAUGUAAUUUUUUUUUUCAAAGAUAUGAAUAAUGACUGAGGAGUUGAGAAUGAUCGUUCAUUUUUCAAGUUGUAGCAACAUUCAAGUAAACCAAAAUUAUUUUCUUUCUGUUUCUAUGAUAAAUUUCAUGUCACGCUUACCAAAUUUCCUAUUUCCUCCUACUGUCUACUCAAGAGGUACUGGAAAACCGAUUGUCCGUAGCUUUGAUCAAUGUUAACAAUUUAGUAUUAUAUCAUGAAAUGUAUGCCUUUUGGUAUGCCAUAUUCUGGCUGACGCCGAAUUAGCGCUAACGACCAAACAAACCAAACGAAAAAACAAAAUUAGGUUUAUGUGCAAACCACUUGUGUAGCGUUAGAUCCUCCUCUUUCAUUUCUAGUUGUAGUAGAUAGAUUGUGAAAUGUUGAGAAUAAGAUAGCAUGUGCCUUGCUGAGAGUCAGUCUAAUGUCAAAUGUCACGUCUGGCAUAUACAAUGAUGGGCAAGUUCAAAUACAUGCGUAUGUCAGUUAAAAUCGAAUGAAUUUCCGUUGACGAAAAAUCCUCCGACCAGAACGAGAACCGAACUAGAUAUACGUGUUAUAUACGUGUGAGAGACCCCAGUUUUCGUUCGAUCUAAUGAUGAAAAGUCCGCUUCAUUGGAACUGCUAUGAACAGUCACCCUCAAAACCAGCAAGAGAAAAAUUGAAUGUUUCGACAUCAUCUAUAUCCACCGUUUCACUUAGAUAAGAACAUCUACGAUAAAUUGCGAAUAGUGAAUGGCACCUGGAGGAUUGGCACAUCAAGCUCGAAUCAACAUCUGUAUUCCGGGAUAUCGAUUGGUAUUUAGAAUAAACGGAGAUAUAAACAGCAUGAGAUAUUAAAAACAGAGUAUUGUCAUGUUAGGUCUGAGAAUAAUUUCUAAGAUAGAGUUUAAUGAAGAGGCCCUAAUUUUAUUGGUUUAGUCUGUAAAACCGGUAAAAACCGAAAUGAAUACCAGGUUAUGUUCAGAUUUUGACCUUCAUCAGAGUUCUCGACAUUUCACGCAUCAACUAAAACAAUACGAAGCAGCGAACAACCAGCAGACAAUCGUUUCCAGUACAAGUAAGGAAGACUGAAGUCGCCGUUUAAAUAAAAAUGUAUAGAAUGUGAUGCUUGUGUGACUUUGCUCAGUUGAAUGCACAGAUUGAUUUAAUAAAAAAAAACCGAAUUUUUUUUUAUUUA
Molecule: messenger RNA, 3028 nt
Organism: Toxorhynchites rutilus septentrionalis
Lineage: Eukaryota; Metazoa; Arthropoda; Insecta; Diptera; Culicidae
Product: terminal uridylyltransferase Tailor-like
Exons: 4
Coding region: 160-1800 (546 amino acids)
Biological process (GO): mitochondrial mRNA polyadenylation; mRNA 3'-end processing
Molecular function (GO): poly(A) RNA polymerase activity
Source: RefSeq, a predicted model, not a curated record